Messenger RNA from Emys orbicularis (European pond turtle), 504 nucleotides. It is a transcript of the gene PMCH, whose product is annotated as pro-melanin concentrating hormone. Gene Ontology annotation, molecular function: type 1 melanin-concentrating hormone receptor binding; melanin-concentrating hormone activity. Gene Ontology annotation, biological process: behavior; chemical synaptic transmission. Bases 1 to 504 code for a protein of 167 amino acids. The record is from RefSeq and is a predicted model, not a curated record. The transcript has 3 exons. NCBI's taxonomy places the organism in Eukaryota, Metazoa, Chordata, Testudines, Emydidae.
AUGCAUACUUCAUCCUACAUGUUAAUACUAAUUUUCUCUCUCUUUUCUCAAGGCUUUUUACUUUCAGUUUCGAAGUCUAUGCGAAAGGUAGAAGAUGAUGAUAUGAUACUAAAUGCGCUCAAUAUAGGAAAAGCUCUUUGGAAUGGAGGUAAAACAGAGAAGACCGAGACUACACCUACUCUUGAGCACUACAAGAUGGAGGACAGCAGCUUUCUGGAUGAGGAGGAAGACAGAAACCCAAAAUUCUUAAAUAUAGGUUCCAAACACAAUUUCAUAAGCCAUGGUUCGCCACUGAACCUAGGUAUAAAACAGCUACCUUAUCUUGCAUUGAAAGGAUCUAUGGCUUUUCCAGCUGACACUGAAAUUCAGGAUAUUGAAUCAAUACAGGAAAGGAGAGAGACCGGGGAUGAAGAAAACUCAGCUAAAUUUCCUAUAGGAAGGAGAGAUUUUGACAUGCUCAGGUGUAUGUUGGGAAGAGUCUAUCGACCUUGUUGGCAAGUUUGA